AUGGCAGACAAGCCCCAAUACCUUACCGGCAAUAUCGCCGCCAUUAAUGAAUUCAUCGACGAAUUUGAUGUUUUUCUGCUAGAUUGCGACGGCGUACUGUGGUCUGGUGACCAUGUCUUUGAGGGUAUUCCCGAGACUAUCAAGCUCCUCCAGUCAAAAGGAAAAAGAACCGUCUUCGUGACAAACAACUCUACUAAAUCACGAGAAGAGUAUCUCAAGAAGCUCACUAAACUCAACAUCCCAAGCACCGUCGAGGAUAUCUUCGGCUCAGCAUACUCAGCGUCCAUUUACAUUUCCCGCAUCCUUAAGCUGCCUCCUGGAAAGAGCAAGGUUUUCGUCAUCGGAGAGCUUGGUAUCGAGAAGGAGCUAGAUAGUGAGAACGUGCCGCACAUUGGCGGGACGGAUCCCGAGCUUAGAAGAGACAUCACCCCUGCCGACUUUGAGGGCCUGGCCAAUGGCUCCCUGCUGGACCCGGAGGUUGGUGUUGUGCUGGCCGGUUUGGAUUUCCACUUCAACUACCUCAAGAUGGCCCACGGCUUUCAUUAUCUGAAGCGAGGCGCCAAGUUCUUAGCGACCAAUAUUGACUCUACGCUGCCCAUGCAUCACGACUUUUUCCUGGGCGCUGGGUCGUCAAUGGCACCUUUGGUAUCGGCCUGGGGACAGCCCCCCCUCGCGCUCGGAAAGCCCAGCCAGGCCAUGCUUGAUGCUGUCGAGGGCAAGUUCCAGCUGGACCGGUCUAGGACGUGCAUGAUUGGAGACAGAUUGAAUACUGACAUCAAGUUUGGAGUUGACGGGAAGCUGGGUGGCACUCUUCAUGUACAAACUGGCGUUGACAAGAAGGAGGACUGGGAGAAGGAGGACGCCAUUGCCGUCCCUCGGUUUUACGUUGAGAAGUUGAGCGAUCUGCUCCUUGCCAAGGAGUAA
Molecule: messenger RNA, 924 nt
Organism: Clonostachys rhizophaga
Lineage: Eukaryota; Fungi; Ascomycota; Sordariomycetes; Hypocreales; Bionectriaceae
Source: the annotation of a GenBank genome assembly